AAGACUGCUUUAUCCCUCGAGGCCCCGAAAUUAAAACAUGGCUACCGUGGAUGAGCACAUGGCCGAUUCUGCGGGAAUCGAACUUCGCAGACCGAUUCGCAAGGAGAUUUUAGAUCUGUUCUGGGAGGUAGCAGAGCACCAGGACAAGAGGAGGUUGGACGCGGUGAAGAGACUGAUAGGAGAGCUGAAGAAGACUCAGGAUGAGUACAAUGCGAGUGGGGAGAAUGUUCCACCGUACAGCCCAGAGAUCGGCUACGCUCUGAACCGACUUGUCCACGGCCUUGCCUCCAGUCGUAAGGUGGCCAGGCAGGGUUUCUCAACAGCCUUGUGUGAGCUGUUACAUGAAGUGCCAGCCAUCCCUGUGGAGGAUGUACUUCAGCUCAUCAAGAAAGAACUUCAGGUGGCGAGAGAGGAGAGGGGAGCUAUGUUCGGAGAGCUGUUUGGUUAUCUUGCUGUGGUGCAGAGUGGGAGACUUACAGACAGCCCAUCAGAGACUGUGGUGUCUGUGUUCAAAUCCCUGCAUGGUCUGAGGAAACAUAAACCUUAUCUACAACACAUUGGUGCUCAGGCCAUAGCACAGAUGUUCCAGCAGCUGUCAGAGGAGACCUUCACCCAGCACCUGUACCCACACAUCAGGGAGGAGCUUCAGAACGGGUGGAGCACCUGCGCACCUGAAACCCUGUUCCUUCUGCUGAAAGUACAGCAGAACUUCCCCGGCGUGGUGGACAAGACUUUCUUGAAGAAACACUGGGGACACAAGGAGAUCUUUCGCAAGGAAAACCUAGAGUCUUUGGGGCAGGUUAUCAUGGCCUCGGCAACCGCCCACCCCAACACCCAUGCCGUCUGUGUCCUAAUCCUCACGCGUAUCUGUAAAGACAAGGUUCAUUUUCCCGUCUUCUGGGACAAGAUCGUGGACAAGACCCUCUGCUCGGCCAGCCACGAGCGAAAGCUGCUCGCGUUUAAGUUCUUAGAACACGCCCUUCCCCUGCUCGACGCCGAACAUAUUUCUCAGGCCAUGUCUCCGAGUCUGUUGAAGAUGCUCAUCAAUAACUUGGUGUAUCCGAACAGUUUUCACUCGGCGGCCGCGAAACAGCUGUGUCAGUACCUGGCGAGGUUCGUAAAGUCGUGCUCGGAGGCGGACCGACAGCUGGCCGUGUUGAUGGCGCUGCUGCACAAACCCAGUACGAUCCACUUCGACAGCGUGACCAAGACGCAAACCGUGGCCUCCAUUGUCGGCGGACUGAACGCGGAGGCUGUACUGAGAUACACCGCGUGGCUCAAGAAGGUGUUUUUGACAGGAACGGACUCGGACGAAGAGGUGAAAGAGGGGAGCAUCGAGUCUCACCGUAGAUGGGCGAGCAACCAGCUCGUCCACGUGGUCAAGAACCCCUCGCUAACCAGAACUGAGCAGUGGCUGUUAGACACGACAAAGUUUCUGUUUCUCCACGCGUUCUUCAAGAUAAAGAAGCCCAUAGCAGGCGACGUGGUUUGCGACAGGUCCCCCGCGUUCGAGCUGUCGCAAGAAAGUAGCAAGCUAGCGGCACAGCACUUCAACAGCGUGCUAUCUACCCUCGGUACCAUGCCUAGUUUUAAGCAGGACGGACCCAAACACGCCCUCCCCGGUACGCGAUCCAACGGCGACUUCUGGGUCUACAGUUUGGUCCAGUUUGCCGACAGCCUUCUCAACGACACAGACCAUUUCGAACCCCUAGUGCAGUUCCCAGAAGAGAUGAUGGAAUCAUGGAAUGUAAUGUUGAGAAACGUUGAAGCCAUGAGAAAGAAGACUGCAAAGGGAUGUAAUGUGUCAGAGAGCUUCCAACUUCUUACCUUAAACUUGGGGAUUCAGAUGUUCACGGAUGCAGAUCAGGUAGAAGAAGUUCUGGAAGAAAUCCAGACUUGCUACGAGAAGGCAACAGAGAAGAGGAGAAAAUCACUCAAGAAAGGAGAAGAAGACGAGCCCCACUGGGUGGAGGUUGUCGUGGAGAUCCUGUUGAGCCUGCUGUCGCGUCCGUCACACCUCCUGCGUACGGUCGUGGAUAACGUGUUCCGCGCGGUCUGCCCCCAGCUGACCAGGAAGGGGCUGCAGCUGAUCUUAGACGUGCUGGGUCCAAAGACCGAGGGUGAUGAGGAGGGCCAUGUCAUGGUGGAAGACUUACUUACAGAUGAAGAGGAGGAUGGGGAAGAUGCAGAAGAAAAUGAAGAAGAUGAAGAGAAGAUCAAGCUGAAGCCCAAUGGAGACCUGGGGAGCGAAGAUGAGUCAGACAGUGAUGAUGAUGAGGAGGAGGAGGUCCAAGACGUGGAUGAAGAGUUUAAAGCUAAGAUCAAGGAGGCGCUUGGGAAAGCUGCCGCACCGCAUGAUGACAACGACGACAACGACGAUUUGUCCUCCACGGCCAGCGGUGAAAGCGACCUCAGCGACUCCGCCAUGAUGAAACUCGACGAAUCCCUCUCCAAGAUUUUCCGCACUCAACGAAAGUCCACCAAAGCUACCAAGAAGGAGGCAAAGAAGCUCAUGACAGACUUCAAACAAAGGGUCACUGACCUCCUUGACAUCUUCCUUCGCAAGCAACCAUCCAAUCCUCUCGUGUUGGAGCUCGUAGAACCGCUGUUGAGGAUCGUCCAAGACUCGUUACGGAAGAGCGAGGAGCACGGACUUGCGGAGAAGGUAGCGGGUCUCUACCGGAACAAGCUGUGUAAGAUUAAGGACUAUCCCGUGCUGGGGGAGUCCGAUAGUGAAGAACUGCACGCGGUAUUGAGUAACAUCGUACAGGUGGCGUACAUGGCUCCGUCUGUGUACCUGGUGUCACUGGUAUCAGCUGGCUGCAUGUUUCUGUUGAGAGUGUUACGAGGGAAGACAUCACUUGCUGAACCGUCGCCUGUCAAGACUAGGUCCAAGAGGAAGAAAGAGAAACAAGCAGAGGACAAGUCCACAGGCCCAGAGGACCCAGCCUUAAAGACUGGCCAUAUUGAUGUGCAGAAGGUUGUAGAGUUGUACAAGAGUGCUCUGGAGAACUUCAUGACGCGGCGGGACAGCCACAUCCACGCCGUGCUGUUCGAGGACCUGGUACAGCACUUCCCUGUCCUGGGCUGGCAGCUCGCGGAACAGCUCACUGCCUACAUCACCACGGGGGUGCAGAUCUACCGCCGCACGCAGGCCUGUCACCUUCUCCUCAGACUGAUGAACACCCACCAGAAGCCGCCCGACUCGCAGCAGUGGGCCGCGUUCGUCUCGGGGCUCUCCGAGAAAGUAGGAGAGGUUCUGCACGGGGUCAGUCAGGGCGUCACUGAGGCCAAGCCCAAAUUCCUGCAGGAAGUGUUGAGGACCCUUCAGGCACUGAUUAAGGCUGUGGAGGGCGACUGUAAGAUGUUGAAUGACCAACUGGUGGACGCUGUACAACACUUCAGCCAACAGGAGGUGGCCACGCGGUCCAGCGUGAUCACGGGACUGUGCAAGAACUGUCUCAAACUGAUGGGGCACAGCACAAAUCUACCAACUGGCAAGAAAGGGAAGAAGAGGAAGGUGUCAUCAGACAGACAGGCCCCUGAAGACCAGUCAGAAGAGACCCCUAGCAAGAAGACAAAGAACUCCAAGCAAACCUCACCCGAUGAAGUCAAUCUUUCCAUCACAGUCAAUAACAAUGGACAUGAAGCUUCUGAUGCAAUGAAGCAAGAGAAACAUAAAAUGAAACAGAACAAGUCAGACAAAAGGAACAAGAUCGCACUAGAGAAUGUUAAAUCUUCUAAUGUAGGGCAAGUUUUAGAGAAUAAAGCAGCUAAGAAAAAGCAGAAAUUUACAAAAGUAAGGAACAAACCCCAAAGUGUGUCUCAAAACUGAUUUCUUUGAUGUACAGAAGUUUUGUUCGUAAUUCUUUUGAUAAUUGUUGUAAGUUUGUAACACUACAGACUGAAGGUACUUUGUAAAAUUAAUUUGUAACAGUAGAAGCUCCUUAUAAAAAAAACUUAUGUAAAUAUUAACAGUUGCUAGAUAAAAUAGGUCAGUAUUUAUCAUAUCCCUUGGUUUCAAAAUUUUUUUGAGAUUUUUUGGCUACAUUUCACGGUAUCACAGUAUGAGAACCACUUCCAGAAUAAUGGUCUAUCAGUGCAUUGCAUUUAUGAUAUUGUUAUAUUUAUUUGAAAAAUCAUUUUAGAACUUUCAGAUGUAGCUAAUUAAAUCCUUUCUUAUCUAAGUAACGUCUAUUUUGUAAUAAUACUUCAAAGUAUAGACAAAUCUUGUUCUGAGAAAAAAGGCAUGUCCACAUAAUGUUUGAGAUCUUUAUUCCCAUAAUGUUCUUAAUAGUGUAUUCUGAAAAUGUGACAAAGGAGAUAUUUUCCAUCUAAUAGUGUUGUUAACCAGGGCUGUUUCAAGCUUUUAAUAUUUUCCCCAUCCCACUCAUUGUUUAGGAGCCCAAGUUGUUGUUCAAUCUUGUCAUUUUCAUUCUCCUAUGCAAAGGCGAAACAGAGUCGUCAGAGGGACUCCAUCUGUUUUCAGGAAUAAAUGACUGACGGUACUCUGCUAUAGGAGAAUG
This is a messenger RNA of Branchiostoma floridae (Florida lancelet), 4526 nucleotides long. Its product is annotated as myb-binding protein 1A-like protein. Gene Ontology annotation, biological process: regulation of DNA-templated transcription. The record is from RefSeq and is a predicted model, not a curated record. Gene Ontology annotation, cellular component: nucleolus. The transcript has 14 exons. Gene Ontology annotation, molecular function: sequence-specific DNA binding; transcription corepressor activity; transcription factor binding. Bases 38 to 3835 code for a protein of 1265 amino acids. NCBI's taxonomy places the organism in Eukaryota, Metazoa, Chordata, Leptocardii, Amphioxiformes, Branchiostomatidae.